Messenger RNA from Syngnathus acus (greater pipefish), 1508 nucleotides. It is a transcript of the gene sar1ab, whose product is annotated as secretion associated, Ras related GTPase 1Ab. The transcript has 8 exons. Bases 185 to 781 code for a protein of 198 amino acids. Gene Ontology annotation, cellular component: endoplasmic reticulum exit site; COPII vesicle coat. NCBI's taxonomy places the organism in Eukaryota, Metazoa, Chordata, Actinopteri, Syngnathiformes, Syngnathidae. Gene Ontology annotation, biological process: vesicle organization; membrane organization; intracellular protein transport. Gene Ontology annotation, molecular function: GTPase activity; GTP binding. The record is from RefSeq and is a predicted model, not a curated record.
AAACAGGCUAGCGUGAUGACGUACUUCCGGUUAAAUGUCAAACUUGCGUAGUGCUUUACAUCUGACAGGACAGCGGACAGUGGCAUCAUAAAUCGGUCGGAACAAGCUUACACAUACCAGUAGCAUUAAGGCUCAAGAAGAAAGCGGCCUACUUGGUGAUUUUGCAAUACAGCAGUCGAGCACCAUGUCUUUUAUUUUUAACUGGAUCUACAGAGGCUUCAGUGGCGUGCUGCAGUUGUUAGGACUGUACAAGAAAUCCGGCAAGCUGGUGUUUCUCGGAUUAGACAAUGCCGGCAAAACGACACUACUGCACAUGCUCAGAGAUGACAGGCUGGGCCAGCAUGUGCCCACGCUGCACCCAACAUCUGAGGAGCUCACCAUUGCUGGAAUGACAUUUACCACAUUUGACCUGGGCGGUCACACACAAGCACGACGCAUUUGGAAAAACUACCUCCCAGCCAUAAACGGCAUCGUCUACAUGGUGGACUGUGCUGAUCGUGAGCGACUAGCUGAAGCUAAAGUGGAGCUGGAUGCGCUUUUGACAGAUGAGACCAUCUCCACUGUGCCCGUCCUCAUCUUGGGAAACAAAAUUGAUCGUCCAGAGGCCAUCAGUGAGGAUGCGCUCCGAGGGUUGUUUGGUCUGCAUGGACACACAACUGGAAAGGGAAAAGUGUCACUGAAGGAGCUUAAUUUGAGGCCAAUGGAGAUUUUUAUGUGCAGCGUUCUGAAGAGACAAGGAUACGGAGAAGGAUUCCGCUGGCUGUCACAAUACAUUGACUGAUUUAAUGUAAAUUGAUCCAGUUUUCAAUGUUUAUUUACAUAACACUACCAGAAAUGGGAGAAUUUGUUUUUAUCAACAUACCUUUAGAAUUUUGACUGUACCAGCUGAGAAUGCAUUUAAGAUUGUGGCCAAUAUUCUUUGCUGGAAAAACAUUGAUACCACAGCAACUCAAAGAUAACUUAUUGAGUGCAGCCAAGGAUCUUCAUGCUGUGUAUUUUUUUACCUUUGGGUGCCAUUGAGAAAGUGUAAGUGUCAUCAACAGCAAGUCAGAGGUUAUUUUUAGCAGCCGGUGUUGACUUACAGCAAGGGUCGGUUUGGGUAAAGACCGUAUUAAGACACACAGGUGCCAUUGAAGUUUUAGGGGGGUAUUUUUGAAAACAGGGUUUACCAAUGAAAGUGUUUUUUUUUUGCUGUGAGAUUCACUGUCAACGCAGUGUUAUAUAGUUAAAGUUUAUGAUGAAGGUGGCAUAGAUAAUUGCUAUGACAAAACUGGAGUACUUUGUGAUUAGUAGCUGCUCAACACAUGCAGUGACAUGAGAGUACUUUCAUGGUGGUUCUUAAAAGCAGGAUACAAAAAAAUAUAUUGUGGAUGAAGGAAUGGUAGAUAUAUUUUUGGAAUGUUAUUUGUACAUCGUUAUUUAUAUAUUUACCUCAUGGAGGCCAAGUUAUCUCUUAAGCUGUUACAAAAAAUGGGAGCUGGGUGACGAUAAAGACUUUCUGCAAAUGU